AUGGCGCACAAUGCAUCAUCUGAUUCUGAUAAUGAAAUUAUAACAACACGGCCAAAGCUCUUUGAACAUGAAAAACCGAUACAUGAAAUUCUUGGAGGAGGAAAAGUGGCAGAUAUGUUAUUAUGGAGGAACAGAAAUGUAUCAGCUGCGCUUUUGCUUGGGAUAACGGUGAUAUGGUUUCUAUUUGAGAUCGCUGAGUACAAUUUUGUGACUCUCUUUUGUCACAUUUCAAUCACCACGAUGCUUGUACUAUUCAUAUGGACCACAGCUGCAGAUAUAUUAAAAUGGAAUGGUCCCCAGAUCCCGGAAAUUAUUUUACAGGAUUCUUUCUUCAAAGAUCUUGCUUCCAUCCUCCACAGAAGAUUUAACCAGUUAUUACCAAUGUUUCUCCAUAUUUCACGUGGAAAAGACCUACCACACUUUCUUCUGAUCAUUGUUUCCCUCUAUAUAGUGUCAGUGAUUGGAACCUGCUUCAGCUUUGUCAAUCUGCUAUAUAUUGGUUUUCUCUGCAUGCUAACGUUGCCGAUUCUGUAUGAUCGGUAUGAGGAAGAAAUUAACAAUAUGGUCGGAGAUAUCAUACUAGUACUCAGGAAAAGUUAUAGGAAGUUUGACAAGAAAUAUCUCAACAAAAUUCCCAGAGGACCAAUACUGAAGGAAAAGAAAAUCCGAUGA
Messenger RNA from Gastrolobium bilobum, 672 nucleotides. Its product is annotated as reticulon-like protein B9. The record is from RefSeq and is a predicted model, not a curated record. Bases 1 to 672 code for a protein of 223 amino acids. The transcript has 5 exons. NCBI's taxonomy places the organism in Eukaryota, Viridiplantae, Streptophyta, Magnoliopsida, Fabales, Fabaceae.